Messenger RNA from Ictalurus punctatus (channel catfish), 874 nucleotides. RefSeq lists its product as uncharacterized. The transcript has 4 exons. The record is from RefSeq and is a predicted model, not a curated record. Gene Ontology annotation, biological process: regulation of T cell proliferation; T cell receptor signaling pathway. The coding region runs from base 48 to 668 and encodes 206 amino acids. NCBI's taxonomy places the organism in Eukaryota, Metazoa, Chordata, Actinopteri, Siluriformes, Ictaluridae. Gene Ontology annotation, cellular component: external side of plasma membrane.
GGACGUUGUCUGUUCUUCUUUCACUUGUGAGAGGCAGCAGUGCAGAAAUGCAUGAGGACUGGAUCGCUUGUAUUGUUGUGCUCCUGUCUUUUUCUCCAACCUUUUCCUGCUCUCACUCCAAAGAUGGGGAAAAAAACAGCUUAUGCAUCAAAGACAAGAACCUGGUGAUACGGACAGUGAUGUCAGAUGCUUCCAAUGCUUCCAUCAACUGCCCAGGUCUGGACGUUAAUAAGGAGAACGUUCGUAUCACCCUAUACAAGGAGACAGAGCUGCAUUUUGCAGAUUUCCAAAAGACUAAAAUAACAAACACAUCAAAGGAAACGCAAAGGUUUAGUGUCUAUGUUGAGAAUGACACUACUGUAGAUUAUGUGAUAGACAAGCCUCAAUUCAAUGACACAGGCUUGUACAACUGCACACUUGCACAUGGAGAUACUGCCAAAACAACUCACACUUUUCUUCUUGUUACAGAUCCAGGACUUCAGGGCUGUCUUCAUGAGGAACUGUCAGUAUCUUGGCUACUUCUUGCUGCAGGCUGCGGAUUACUGGCUUUGUAUAACUUUAUCACCACAGUUGUCAUCUGCUCCUUUGCUUGGAAACUCAAGCAUCAGGAUACACCGCAGAAUGAUUACUUCAACACAAGGCCAGGAGAGUUCUCAAGAGUUAAAUAAGUUCAGCACCAGCUCCAGCUGCCACCCAUCCACUGGUCAUACCAGUUCACUUGUACCUGACCAAGUGACUAUGUCCUGUCACUUUAAUAAAAACAUUGUCCUGUUCAUCCAAGUUUCUAUAUGAAUAUGUAUGUAAUUUAUUAAAAUUCUUUGUAAAUAUGGACUUAUUGGAAGAACUGUUCAAUAAAGCAAAGUGUGUGAAUUUA